Molecule: messenger RNA, 1239 nt
Organism: Hansenula anomala
Lineage: Eukaryota; Fungi; Ascomycota; Saccharomycetes; Phaffomycetales; Wickerhamomycetaceae
Product: dipeptidase
Exons: 2
Coding region: 1-1239 (412 amino acids)
Biological process (GO): proteolysis
Molecular function (GO): metallodipeptidase activity
Source: RefSeq, a predicted model, not a curated record
AUGACUGUUGAAGAUAUUCAAAAAAGAUUUGAGGCACUAGCAGCAAAAGUUCCUAUCGUGGACACCCAUAAUGAUUUCCCGUAUACUCUAAGGGUUCAACUACAUAACGAAAUCUAUAAUGAUCCAAACUUUGACUUUGACAAAAUCCUUACGUCACAUACUGACUUGGUUCGUAUGAAGCAAGGUAAAAUUGGGAUUCAAUUCUUCAGUUGCUUCAUUGAAUGUAAAGACCCUGAUUACUUGUAUGAGGAUUUCAAUAAAGCUAAUUCAGCUGUUCGUGACACUUUGGAACAAAUUGAUGUUACUAAAAGACUAGUUGAUGAAUAUUCACAACAUUUGAGCUUUGUUAAUACAGCAGAUGAGGCUAUGGAAGUUUUCCAAAAGCAAGACGGAAAAAUUGCAAUCACUCUUGGGGUUGAAGGUUUACACCAAUGUGAUUUAUCAUUGGCUGUUGUUAGACAAUAUUUCAGUUUAGGUGUUCGCUACAUCACUUUGACUCAUAACUGUGAUAAUCCUUUUGCCACAGCUGCUUCAUCUGUUGAUGCUGGUAAAAAAGACAAUGGUCUCACUAAAUACGGAGUUGAUUGUAUUAAAGAAAUGAACAGAUUGGGUAUGAUUGUUGAUUUAAGUCAUGUUUCUCAUCAGACUAUGUUGGAUACGUUAAAAGUCACAAAAUCACCUGUGAUUUUCUCACAUAGUUCUGUCUAUUCGUUGACAAAACAUGAAAGAAAUGUUCGAGAUGAUGUUUUGUUGAAAGUUAAAGAAAAUGGAGGUGUUGUUUGUAUUAAUUUUUUCCCCUUAUUUUUGAGAAAAGAAGGAGAAUCUAGUGUGACAAUUGAAAAUGCUGUGGAACAUAUCAAGUAUAUUAUUGAUUUGAUUGGUUGGGAUCAUGUUGGUUUUGGUUCUGAUUUUGAUGGUAUUCCAUCAGGUCCUUCAGGUUUAGAAGACGUUUCUAAAUACCCUGAUCUUGUUGUUAAAGUGUGGGAGGCAACUAAUGCAACCGAAGAGGACAUUGCAAAGAUGAUGGGCUUAAAUGUUGUGAGAGUGUGGAAAGAGUGUGAAUUGGUCUCCAAAUCCUUAAAAUCAAGUAAACCGUUUGAAUCCAAUUGGGAAAAAAGACGUUGGGUAUUUGAAGAAUAUUGCAAGGAAUUCCCAGCAAUGUUCCCUGGUGCUUAUGAGUAUAAAAACAACAUUUACAAAAGUGAUCAAAAAUUGGAUAACAGCACUGGUGAAGUGUAA